AUGAUGAAGAAUGAGAAGGAGUUGAGGGAAAGACUGAGGGUAGAGCUGAGUAAAGCAGAGAAUGAAGAAGGUUACAGCAUGGAGAAUUAUAUAGAGGAGGAGCCAGAGCUGUACUUCACAGAGCCGGAGCAGCUCCUGGACCUGCUGACGGAGCUGGAGGAGCAGAACCUCACGCUGAUCCAGAACUCCAGAGAGACCGAGGAGGACCUGGAGGACCUCCAGCGCACCACGGCCACGAGCAAGAAGAAGACGGAGAGGGACACGGAGCAGCUGAGAGCCCAGAUAGACAUCAUAUCCCAGACCAUCACCGCAGAGAAGGAGCAAGCCGCAGAGCUGGAGCUGAAGGCCCGCCUCUACAACUUUGGGAAAUGUAAAUCAGUGGAAGAGGACCUGAUGCUGGAGGCCCUCGGCCGCAAGGUGGAGGAGGUGUACCGCUGCUGUGUGGGCGACAUACAGGCCAACCUCACCACCAUCCAGAUGCUGGCAGUCAUCGAGAGCCACCUGCUGCAGCUCCUUGAGAACAUGGAGAACAUACCCCGCGACACCUUGGACCAGGUGGAGAAGAUGAAGGACCGGGAGAGGAGGAUGAGGCAACGCGUGCAGAAGCUCGAGCAGCAGAAGGAGCACCAGGAGGACCGACUGAAGAAGGCCAUGGAGAGGACUCAGGCCAACAGCAGGAAAACAAAUAACAGACGGCUGAUGCCCAGAUCCAAGCCUGUUACAGCAAAGAUCAAGUUCAACAACGUGAACAACAGUUCGGAACAGGACGAGCUGCACGCCUACUUCUUCACCUGAAGAAGCAUAGCCUUAGUAGUAGCCUUAGGUACAUCCUACACUAAUAAAAUGAUUAGAUGCAUGUGUGUAUUAAAGAAUCUGGCUUUUCCCUUUUACAAUGUCAAGCAAGUCAAGCUGAAGGUCUGGCAAAUCCCUUGUUAAAAGUGGUUAUAGAAUGCCAUACGGUACGAGAUUGAUUCGCCUUAACAAGCCGUUUUGUGUUUUAGUGAUGAGUGGGAGUGUCCACCUAGAUGUAUGAUGGAUAGAUGAGCAUAAUUUGCUUCAGAUUUUGAACGGCUUGAAAUGGCUAAACAACACUAACACUUUUGGGCCUAAUAUAACCCCUUAAAAAAAAAAAGGUACUGCAGCUAAGAUCUUACAUCUAAUGUUUGAGUCACUUAUUAGAAAUAUCCUAGCCAUCCAGUUUUAGAAAUGCAUUGAGAAUAUUUGUUUUGAGUUGACCUUGCCUGCAUCUUAAUCCUUGAUGCCAAUUCUUGUCGGGUUAAACAUGGUCUGGAAUAACAAUACAUUUUGCUUUCGCAUGUCAUUUGCAAGAAUCGUUACUAAUGAAAAAUAAAUUUUGAGAUCGGCAAAGUUCUGAAAGUAGGGUCUACAGAC
Messenger RNA from Gadus chalcogrammus (walleye pollock), 1392 nucleotides. RefSeq names its product cilia and flagella associated protein 100 (gene cfap100). The transcript is spliced from 6 exons. Bases 1 to 795 code for a protein of 264 amino acids. The record is from RefSeq and is a predicted model, not a curated record. Lineage: Eukaryota; Metazoa; Chordata; Actinopteri; Gadiformes; Gadidae.